Molecule: messenger RNA, 1152 nt
Organism: Helianthus annuus (common sunflower)
Lineage: Eukaryota; Viridiplantae; Streptophyta; Magnoliopsida; Asterales; Asteraceae
Exons: 2
Coding region: 1-852 (283 amino acids)
Source: RefSeq, a predicted model, not a curated record
AUGGAUGUGAAUGCUUUAUCUUUGCAAACAAACACACAGACUUUAAAGUCUGUCUCUCCACUCUCUCGAUCCUUACAGAACAUUCACAACAACCCUCACACACAACCGGACGCCUUCCCCCCCCCCCCCCUCUCGAGAUCCGACAGCCACCGAGAUGGAGGACAGGCGCCGUUAUGGCGGUUCACCGGCCACCGGAAUCCAUCUCCGACGCCGUGUGGUUUGACAAACACCCACCCACACCCCGUUUUCUCUUACAUCGCCGGCCACCACCAUCGAUUUGAUGGCGGCAGACAUCAACAGCAACCGGAGGAGUUCCGGUGGUUUUCUCCGACGAACGACGUAACCCCCCCCUGUUACAGAAUAACGGCUGCCACCACCAGCUGGUGGUGGCGUGCGGCGGUGCGACCAGGGAAAGAACGAGAGAGAGAGAGAGAGAACCGGUGGUCCUUGUUGUUAUCCAACGGAUUUCGCCGUUUUUCCGGCGGUCCGUGCCUCGAUCCAGUGGUUCCUCUUGGUCCGACGGGUCUCACGGCUUCGCAGUGGUUCGAGUCCGGUCAGAAUCGGCCCAGAAGAGUUCAUGUUCAGGUUGGUUGUUUGGGGUUCCAUGGAAGCUUCGGUUCGGGUUUCGUGCUCGGGUUCGGGUCAAACCCGGUUGACUCGGUCAACACCCGAGUCAACUCGGGUCAACAGCGGGUCAACAUAGUCAGAAGUCAACGGCUGGUCAACAGGAACUUCGGGCUCAGAUUUGGAAUUUCGGGUCAACCCGGGUCAAACUCGGUCCGACUCAGCUUGACUCGGUCCAACUCGGCUCGACUCGGUUCAUCUCGCCUCAACUCAGUCAACAAGAGCUGACUCGGUCAACUCAGUCAGACGGCUCGACUUUUCGGCGUGAAGACUUGGUAAAAAUUGAUGACGCGUUUAAUAUUUGUGUUUUAUAUAGAAUUAAUCUUACGCUCGACCCGAUUUAAUUUAGUGAUAGUUUAUAUUUCGUCAAUAUUACAAAAUUACAUAUGUUGAUUGAAUUUUGAAUAAAUAACGACAAUGUUGUCGGGGGCGUCAAAAAACAGAGGAAACUCUGCCUGUUUUUCGAGAAAAACCCGUAAACACGACACGUAUUAUAUUUCAAAAACGACAUUUAAUGGGAUUCGAGUU